Messenger RNA from Pezoporus occidentalis (night parrot), 2812 nucleotides. It is a transcript of the gene PGCKA1, whose product is annotated as chromosome unknown C4orf19 homolog. NCBI's taxonomy places the organism in Eukaryota, Metazoa, Chordata, Aves, Psittaciformes, Psittacidae. The coding region runs from base 573 to 1535 and encodes 320 amino acids. The record is from RefSeq and is a predicted model, not a curated record. The transcript is spliced from 7 exons.
UCAUCCAGCUUGCAGGUAAAGGGUUACACAUUCUAGGAAGUAUUAAAUGCAAACUUUAAAGGAUUUUAUUUUCAUCUACAGUCACAUGACACCUUAAUACCCAAUGACACCAACUACAGUGUCUCAUUAAGAGGUCAUGCAAACUCCCAAGCUAAACAAGGCAUUCUUACAUAUUUAACAUUCAAAUGCAGAAGCCAAGCUAAGCCAUGGAAGAUUGUAAUCAGAAAAAAGCUACACUUCCUGAUCCACACAAAAGCUGCAGGUUCUUCAAACAGGAGACAGAUUGCUGUCAUUUUGGGCUGAAAUCUGGAGGUUAUUUUGGAAUGUGAAAACUACUUGUUGCUGGCAUCCAUGACAACCAUGUAGAUACUGUUCACUUACUUUAACAUUCUACACCAGCAUGAAAACACACACUCCACUUUCGGGUCAAAAGCCAGUCACAUGCAUCAGACAGACAGAAGUUCACAGUGAAACCAGUUAUCACUUGACAUGAUGUAAUGGGAUGAAGACAUUUAAACCAAACCUUUCAAGCAGUCGAUGGAACACAAUCUGAAAGAUUAAAGAAAAUCCAGAUGGGGUGCAGAUGCUGCAAAAUGAUACAAAGCUACAUUUUUGAUCCAGAAGAAGUACAAUCACCUGGAUGCAUUCAUGAAGUAAGCAGCUAUAAACACAAUGAGCAAGGCAGCAAUAAAUCCAAAGAGAACAGUGAAAUUCAAGAACAUAAAAAUGAACUCCAGAAGGAUGAGCUGAAUGGAAUAGAAAAUAAAAGUCAGAUAAAUAGCAGAAAAGAAACUCUCUGGAAUCAUGGAGGCAAUGAUUUUCAAGAGGAUGGCCUUUUGAAGUGUGUUGCAAAGCUUGAUGUUGCAGUCAAUGGUGGCACCUCCUGUGCUGGAGUGCACCCUGUGCUCAACCCCAACACAAACCCAGUGAAAGAGGCCAGUGAACAGGGAACCUCCAGCCAGUCAGAGGCUUCUUCAGCCAGUAGAGACUUUUACACCAGAUCAAAUAGGUCUGGACAAGAACUUGACCUAGAGGUGGGCUGGCAGAGGAAGGCAACAUGCAAUGAGCCAAACAGUAUUCAAGAUGAGAACUCCCAGUCUGCAGAGGACAUCAUCUUUCUUAAAGGAAGUGCAAUACUGGAGACACAAAACAAUGCCAUACAACUGCCAGAUAUUAAUUACCCCCAAACCAGGAACUAUGUUGAAAAAGACAGCUUUUUAGUCAAUUAUGCACACUCAGACCAAAUCACUGGGCCUUCAGCAGUGCAGGACCAGGACCUUUGUGUGACCCCACCUCCACCUAUGAAGGAGAGCAGUAUUGGACCUUUUAAAACUGACUCCAGAAGUUUGAGGGCAGGCAUUAUGGGUGGUAUCACUGCCGUGGCUGUUACCAGAGUAGCACAGGAACCCACACACCCCAACCAUAAAGACAUCAAUGGAGAAAUGGAGGAGGAAGAUGCAGAAGUUGCAGCAGCUCUAGCUGCACUGGAAGCUGCAACUGCAGGGGAAGACUUGGAUGAUGACGACGAGUACUAGAUGAAGGUUUAUUUCUCAUACACUGGGUAAGAUCCAGAUUUUAUUUCUGGAUCUAUGUAUUACAUGUAUAGCACAUGUGGACAGUUGUUAUGAACAGCACAUAUAAAAGGAGUUUGGACUAGACCUCUGUCCCUUCAGCUGUUUUGUACAGCUUUUAAUUUGUACUGCCUGUGGUACAGAAGCACUCCCUUGGCUAAUGGCAGUACUAACACUUUUAUAUGGUACCAGCUGGGGGGCAGAGUGGCAUUUCUUUCUCACAGGAUAUUCUGCUGUAUACCCACCUCACCUGGACUCAUGCAAAACCCUUUGGUUUUGACCUUCAGGAGGGUCUGUGCAUACUGCAUGUUCCAGGUUCAGAAGAAUUCCAUUAUUUAAAACAGAAUUAUAGAAGACAUGGAGUUAGAAACCACAGAUUUUCAUCGUUAGCACCAAAAAAAAAAAAAAAAACCAAAAAACAAACCCCAAAAAAACAACCCAAACCUGACCCAGAAUUCCAUGAUCUAAUGAUGUAUGAAAUAAAGAAGGACAGUUCCAGUCCAGAUCAAGCCUAAAUCUGUGGCUGUACAGCUGGCAUUAUGACAAACUCAUCUCUUCCCUUGCACAUCUCCUGGACUUCGUUUGAUACCCAAGUGACCAGCUUCAGUUCACUAAAACAGCAGAAGCCUAGCCAAAUCCAAGAGAGUGGGUAACUUUGUGUUGGUUUAAUGAGCUGAAGUAGCUCACAUAAAAACUGAGGUGCUGGAGAGAGAUCAAAACUCAGUCUUAACUGUAUGGAUAGGUUAAAACUGCUGUGAAACUACAGCCCAAGACUUCUCAAUUGUGCUAAAUUUUCCAGGCACGCAUACUUGCCUUAACAACACAGUUUGCAAACAGGUUGUGUCUCAUAAACAUCCCCAGCAAGAUGUGUUUUGUUUAUAUACAAACAGUGUGGACCCCUCCCUGGCUCUGCUGUAGUCCUUAAAAAUUACAGCAGGAGAGGGAUUGAGCUUCCAAGCUGAAUCAAGCAUAAGACCUGAAAAUACCAGCUGCGUUCCUGGAGCAUUUACCCUCCCUCUGAUGUCAGAUUACUACAUUGAUCUUCUGUGUGAGCAUGGAGGAAAAAAUUAGAGACCAGUUAGGUGCUGAUUCAUCAAAAGUUGGAUCUUAAUGGUUAAAAGUGCUUGACAUUUUAUACUGAAAUGUGGUUUCCGUUUUAAAUUCUUAAUAAAUUGUCUUUUAUCAUAUAAAAAAAAUUAUCUGGCAACUUUUGUGCUUUAUGUGUUUUCUGAUCAUAUAAC